Messenger RNA from Xenopus tropicalis (tropical clawed frog), 2250 nucleotides. RefSeq names its product syntrophin, alpha 1 (gene snta1). The record is from RefSeq and is marked provisional. Gene Ontology annotation, molecular function: structural molecule activity. NCBI's taxonomy places the organism in Eukaryota, Metazoa, Chordata, Amphibia, Anura, Pipidae. Gene Ontology annotation, cellular component: cytoskeleton; endomembrane system; anchoring junction.
CCCCUCCCUCCCCUCCCUCUAUCCCUGUCCGGGCACUCUGGCCAUGGCUUCCCCGGGCACGGCUCACCGGAGCGGGCUGCUGGAGCUGCGCUGUCCCGGGGAGCGCUGGGUGCGGGUACUGCUGCUGCUCGGAGAGGAGACUGUGACUUUCACCCCGGAGCCGGAGCCCGGGGCAGCGGAGGAGAAGGCGCUGAACGGCGCGGAGCCGGCGGGGGGGGUCCCGGAGUCUCUCAUUAACCUGCGCCGGACUGUCAGGGUGCUCAAGCAGGAUGCGGGGGGGCUGGGGGUCAGCAUCAAGGGUGGCCGGGAGAACAAGAUGCCCAUCCUCAUCUCCAAGAUUUUCAAAGGCCUGGCUGCUGACUUGACAGGGUCAUUAUAUGUGGGGGAUGCAAUCCUGUCUGUUAAUGGGGUAGACCUGUCAGAGGCUACUCAUGAUGAUGCUGUGCAGGCUCUGAAGAAGACUGGAAAGGAGGUGGUGCUGGAAGUAAAGUACAUGAAGGAAAUCUCACCGUAUUUCAAGGGCUCUCCCCCGAGUGGUUCACCUGCUGCCCCUUUACAGAAGAGGGGGUCCCCCGCGCUCCCACCCAAGGAAUACAAAGAUGGAAAGAGCAUUCCGCUGAAGAUGUGCUACGUAUCCCGGAGAUUCCUACCAACGGACACCGAGCCCAGGUACCUCGAGAUCUGCUCAGCAGACGGAAGGGAUGUGCUGUUCUUUCGGGCAAAGGAUGAAGGUACAGCCCAGUCCUGGUUUAAUGCCAUCCACACCAAUGCCAGCGCCCUGGCGCCCCGUGUGCGGGAGGAUGUGAAGCAGCUAUUGGGCAAAGACAUCAAACAGAUGGGCUGGCUCACUGAGCAGCUCCCCCAGGAUGGAAAGCGCAAUCUACUGGCCCUACUCACAGAGAAGGAUCUCCUGCUGUACAACAGCCUCCCGCACUCCAGGGAGGGCUUCAGCAAGCCUGCUUAUUGUCACCCACUCAUUGCCACCAGGUUGGUACACUCUGGGCCCUCAAAGAGCUCUCCUCUCUACGACACAGAGCUGGCAUUUGCUUUGCGUUCUGGUACCCAGAAAGGGGUGGAGACUCACCUGUUCAGCGUGGAGACGCAGAGGGAACUGGCAACCUGGACACGGGUACUGGUGGACGGCUGCCAUAGUGCAGCAGAACUCAUAAAGGAGGUGACCACAGCAUGUACAUGGGGUGGGAACGAGUGUGCCCUGUCUAUACACAUUGAUCAAGGUUUCACUCUCUUCACGGAGGAACCCGGCCUUAACAAGGUGAUACACUUCCACCAGCCAUUCGAGAAGCUCCGUAUGUCGUCUGAUGAUGGUGUCAGAAUUCUCUAUCUGGAAUUCGGCAACCCCGAGGCAGAACUUCAACUCGACCUGCACUCCUGUCCAAAAACCAUUGUCUUCAUCAUUCACUCCUUCCUGUCGGCCAAAGUGUCCCGACUGGGCCUAUUCACCUAGAACGCUGAAAGUGGCGGCAAUCUUGGACCUCACGGCCGAGCGCUAACCAAAACCAACCCUAGGGGGUGCUGGAGAGUUAGUCCAAAGUGGACAGCUUUCCAAAAUGUCACACAAAUAAUAUUUGUAUUUACACACCAUAAAUGGCCAGAAUUAACCACUUCUAUUUCACUAUGUCUGGAUACAGUUAAUGGCAAGGAAAUGUGAAGCCUCUCGUCUUUAUUCUUUGUAAACUGCCGAUUCCCUAACCAUGAAUUAUAGUGCCUUAUAUAUAUAUAUAUUUCUUUUUUAAAGGUUUAAUGCCAUGGCUUCAGGGAGAAUCCAGGUCAGUCUCUCUGAUAUACAGUGGGUUUUUGGGGAAAAACAAAAGUACUGUGCCUUUAAAUGCCCAAUAUCUGCUCCACGCCAUGUUGUUAUACAGCAGCACAACCGCUCUACAAUCAGUUAUCAAUUUGGUCUAAUUGUUUCCCCUUCGGAGCACAGGUUAGGGCGUUUGUAUAAAUAUAUUAAUAUAUAUUCAUAAAUGAUCAUAGAGGCAGAUAUGUAUCUAGUUUUAUUAAUUAUUGAAAUUAAGCUACCCGGCACAACUUUUUAAGCUGCAUUAGAAUAAGGGCAUUUGGGGGGGUUUAUUCUGGACUUGAACCUAUUAUUUUACAAAGUAUUUAGCGUGUGGAUAUAGAUAUAUAUAUAUGGGAGGACGUUUCAUGAUCCUGAUUGUUUGGAAAGAAACGGAGGUGUUUACUUGCCCUUUGGAGGUGUACAAUAAACAAUAAAGUGUCUGAGCAAAA